Diuraphis noxia (Russian wheat aphid) is the source of this 1672-nucleotide messenger RNA. RefSeq names its product Golgi pH regulator (gene GPHR). The record is from RefSeq and is a predicted model, not a curated record. Gene Ontology annotation, molecular function: voltage-gated monoatomic anion channel activity. Gene Ontology annotation, cellular component: Golgi cisterna membrane. NCBI's taxonomy places the organism in Eukaryota, Metazoa, Arthropoda, Insecta, Hemiptera, Aphididae. Gene Ontology annotation, biological process: intracellular pH reduction.
CGGUUUACCAGAUUUUUAUGUUUAUUUAAUAAUAGAAAAACUAAAAAUUUAGAUACUUAUUUUCAAACAAUGAAGCUUAUUGGAAAUUAACAUACGUUUUUAAUUGAAGCCUUAAGAUCGUAUUAUUAUUAGUGUUAGUAUGYCCACCUCAUUCAUACUAAUAUGGUUUAUAUGAAUACAAUGUCGUAUGCUGGGAUGAUGCAGAAAAUAAUGUCCACAUAACAAAAUAGAAAUGUAAAUGUAAAUCAUUUGUAUUAAAUUAACAUCAACUGUCAAUAUGGAGUUCAGUACACAUUUUGUGUUUGAUGUUUUUGUGAUUUUCUUAUCACAGACUGUUUUCUUUAUGUGUGGUUGGGUAUAUUUUGUCAAGAAACUAUUUAAAGACUAUGAAGUGCAUCACAAAACAAUUCAACUUAUAUUCUCAGUCACUUUCUGUUUAUCCUGUACAAUGUUUGAAUUAAUCAUAUUCGAAAUUGUCGGUGUACUAGAACCCAGCUCUCGCUAUAUAUUUUGGAAUAUAAUACUUUACAAAAUGUUAUUUAUGGUUGUUGUACUUAUACCAUUUUAUUUAUGUUAUUUUACGUUGAGUAAUAUGUAUCCAUUUUUUCAAAAGAAAGUUGGAAUUUUGGCUUCAGUUAUUUGGAUAUUAUAUUUAUUCUUAUUUUGGAAAAUGGGUGACCCAUUUCCUAUGUUACCACAAGAAAAAAAAGGCCAUUUAUUUAUAGAAAACUGUAUUAGCAGAAUUGGCGUGAUUGGUGUAACAGUUAUGGCAUUACUGUCUGGUUUUGGUGCUGUUAACUACCCUUAUUCUUCGAUGGCAUAUUUUAUAAAAGCAGUAACUGGAGAUGAUGUCAUAAAUGUGGAAAAACAACUUCUUCAAACAAUAGAUGUUAUUACAGCUAAGAAAAAAAAAAUUUUAUUGGCAGAAACUAAUGCUGGUGUGAGUACUUUUGGAUUUAUGGACAUCUUAAAAAGGGUCAAGUCAAAUGUAUCUAGUGAUUUAAGGGGAAUUAAAAGUGAUAUUAAAGCAUUAGAAGAACUUAGUAGACAUUUGUUUUUGGACACACACGAUCUGAACAACACUCUGGAGCGUACUGCUUGGGCCAAAACAUGGAAAGGAAAAUACUUCAAUUUCUUAGGUUAUUUUUUCUCGUUAUAUUGUGUCUGGAAAAUAAUCAUAUCCACAUUAAAUAUAAUGUUACAAAGAGUUGGCAAAAAAGAUCCAGUUACAAGGGGAAUGGAGAUUUUAGUUGAAUUAGUUGGCAUUGAUGUUGAUGUAUCAUUUUGGUCACAACAUGUGUCAUUUUUAUUGGUUGGCUGUAUUGCAUUCACAUCAAUAAGAGGUCUCCUAUUAACUUUAACUAAGUUUUUCUAUGCACUUUCUAGCAGUAAAUCAUCAAAUAUUAUUGUAUUAAUAUUUGCUCAACUUAUGGGUAUGUAUUUUGUAUCGUCUGUACUAUUAAUGCGUAUGAACAUGCCAGCUGAGUAUAGAGCUAUUAUUACAGAAGUACUUGGUGAUCUACAGUUUAGUUUUUACCAUCGCUGGUUUGAUGUAAUAUUUUUAGUAAGUGCAGUAUCAUCUCUAACAUUUUUAACAUUUGCUCACAAGCAGAGUAAAGUAGACCUACCACCAAUGAUUUAAUAUUUAAUUAUUGUCUGAUUAAUCAUAUUA